Messenger RNA from Dioscorea cayenensis subsp. rotundata (Guinea yam), 2315 nucleotides. RefSeq names its product tetratricopeptide repeat protein 5-like. The coding region runs from base 59 to 1321 and encodes 420 amino acids. Gene Ontology annotation, molecular function: protein binding. NCBI's taxonomy places the organism in Eukaryota, Viridiplantae, Streptophyta, Magnoliopsida, Dioscoreales, Dioscoreaceae. The transcript is spliced from 13 exons. The record is from RefSeq and is a predicted model, not a curated record.
UUCACUAUCCUUCGACUUCGGGCCCGCUCCUGUUGAGGGACAGAGAGAGAGAGAGAGGAUGAGCGGCGUCGACGGCGAGAAGGGUGAGGUGAUCCAGAGGACGGCGGAAGCUGCCGACGAGCUCUACCGCGUCCGUGAUACGUACUUCCCUAAGGACCCCGACGAGAAGAUCUCGAAGCUGCAAUCCCUCGCUGAUGCCGCGCUUUGUCUACUUGAUUCGCUUCCUCCCGAAGAAAGGGAGUCACCUUCACAACGUGCAUCUUAUGAAUUUUUGCGAGGAAAGAUACUUGAUGUUUUUCCUGAUUACCGGAAGGAAGCUGAAGAUCAUUUGUCAAAAGCUGUUAAAUUGAAUCCAUCUCUUGCAGAUGCUUGGUUAUCCUUAGGUAAUUGCAUUUGGAAGAAGGGUGAUCUGUCAUCAGCAAAAAACUGCUUCUCUUUAGCUCUAAGCAAGAGUCCAAACAAGAAGAUUCUCUGCCAGCUAUCUAUGCUUGAAAGAAGAAUGGCUCAAGGCACUGAAAAUCAAGAACAAUUGGUUGAAGAAAGCAUUCGUCAUGCAAGAGAAGCCGUGGCGUUGGAUAUCAAGGAUGGGAAUUCCUGGUAUAAUCUUGGAAAUGCAUGUCUUACAAGUUUUUUUGUUACUGGAGCAUGGGACCAUAGUAAGCUGCAUCAAUCAUUGAAAGCAUAUCAGAACGCGGAAAAAGAUGAACUGAUGGCAUCCAGCCCUGAUCUUUUCUUUAAUUCAGCUACAGCCAAUAAAUAUCUUGAGAACUACGAUAGAGCUCUUCGUGGGUUUGAAGCUGCAUCCCUGAAAGAUCCUGGCCUCAAAGCUGAUGAGGAGGUUCAAAAAAUCAUCAAUCUUCUUGAAAAGCUUGAGAGUUCCAUUAAGGGACAUUUCAAGGCUAAACGACUAGCAUCUUUGGCAUCAUCCUUGGGAGACAUUAAUUUGAGAUCAUCGCACAGAAAAGUUAGUAUAAAUGCUCUUGCAGAGGGGCUGAACAAGGCAGUGGCAGUUGUUGCAAAAAUCCUCUUAUUCAUAAAGCAUGAAAGCAUAGCUCCAUUGUAUUAUUUAGCUUGUGAUUCUGACCAGACAUGUUUCAUACUCUCUGUGUAUGGGUUACACAGUGAUGCAGUUAAAGAAGGGGAUCGUGUGACAUUGUUGGAACCAUGCCAUCGGAAUAUUGAUUUUUCAUGGAAAGAAAAGCAGCAUUAUCAAUUCAAAUCAAUUCGUGUGGACUUCAUUCAACAAAUUCUUGUGAAUGGAAAAGGGCCAGCACCUCAACACACCAUCAGAUCUUCCAUUCAUGCACAACAUAAAGCGUGAAGAACUUCAAGAAAUAUGGAUUGUGGAUGAUUCUUCCCAAGUAUAUUCUAUUUCCGCUUACAAAUUAUCUUGUUGUUGUACAUAAAUCAAUCUAGUUUUCCAUCUGAUUGUUUCUGAAAGGGGAGAAUUAUUGUUAAUAUUUUUUUCUUUCCUCAAUGCAUGUGACAUCUAAAUUUGAUUUAGCUAAAAAUAUGCUUGACAAAUAUUAAAAUUGUGUUUUAUGCAAAUGAUAUUUAUUCUAAGAAUGAGAUUGAUGUGGUUGUCAUUUUUGCAAGCAUUGUUGUCUGAAAUUCCUGACCUCAAGAUUGGAUUGAACAAGUCCACAAAGUUUGCAGCCAUCAACAACUACCAAGCAUUUCUUAGGAGGCGGGUAAGACUUGUCUUUAUUGGUAUUAUUAUUAUUUUUAAACCUUCAGUAAAAUUAUGCAUUCUAGCAACUGCAGAACUUUCAAACAAAUUCAUUGCAUUUGCAUAGACGGGUAAGACUUGUCUUUAUUAUUAUUAUUAUUAUUAUUAUCUUUUUUAACCUUCAGUAAAAUUAUGAAUUCUAACAACUGCAUAACUUUCAAACAAAUUCAUUGCUUAGAUAUAUCACUAUCACUGUCUGGUUUGCUGUCAGUUUUGAAAUAUUUUUUUUCCCUGUAUAUUCCCCAGGUAACAAUUUCUAAUCCGGAUUUUGCAGCCAUCUUAAACUUCCUUAAUUUAUAUAGACCUUGUGAUUACAAAUUUAUUUUCUUUGUGUUACUUUUAAAAUGCUUUUAGACCUAAAAAUAUAUUUUUCUUACAUAAUAAUUUAAUAAUGCUGAAUGCCAGAAAGUUUUUCAGAUAAUUACCCAGUAGAAUAAGUUAGGGCGUCAUCACUUUAGUCCAAGAAAGUGUGCUCCUAUUAAUUGCUGAGUCACAGAUGUCAUUGGAAGUGAAACUAACUCUAGAAAGUCCAGAUGGUCAUAAAUAAUGUAAUGUUAAAAUAAUAAUAAUAAUAAUAAUAAUUAUU